AUGGUUAGCAGAGCACCCAACUACCAACAUAUGAACAACCCCGUAACAAGUAGUAGCUCGGCGUUCUAUCAAGAGUUAUUACAAUAUGAAAUACCACAUUCUGCCAUGAUACAAAACAUCCCAAAGUAUGACGGCACGACAGAUCCUGACGAACACAUGGACACCUACGAGUGGAUAAUGACACCCUUUCGGAUGGACAAGAGAUUCACAUGUACCUACUUCCCAGUCACACUAUCGGGAAAUGCUAGCAAAUGGUUCAAGACACUACAUCCGGGAAGUAUCUCCAGCUUCGAACAGUUGAGAACUUCAUCAUCUACGUAUCGUCGAUCACAGUAUCUCUAUCCUACUGCUAUUUCGUAUCUUCUAAGAUCCCUAAAGCUCAUCCGAUUCGCUUUCGAUCUCGAUGAAUCGCCAUAUCGCCGUUCCGAUUCGCUUAUCCGUUUCAUCACCGUCGCUUCUUUACCGGUCAAAACCAAAAGUACAGAUUCCACCUCCGUCAAUACGUCACCAGAGAGAUCUUGGUACAAAUUAGGGUUGCAGAAUCUGAUUUUCUCCAUACUUGUAAGUACAGUGAAUAAUUACAGAGAUCGAUUUCAUCCGGAUAUUAUAUUAGUAAUCUACUGUGGCCUACUUUUCCUGAUAAUCGACAUCAUUGCUGGCGUCGGCGCCGCUCUGCUCCUGUUUUUGACCGGAUUAGAGCUCGAACCUUCGUCCAAUGAACCUUACCUCGCUACAUCGCUGCAAAAUUUUUGGGGAAGAUGGAACCUCUUGGUAACAAAAACGCUGCGCUAUACCGUAUACAAACCCGUCAGGUCAGCUUUUUCCGAUCAUAAAUGGGCCCCACACGCCGGCGUAUUAUCGUCGUUUUUCGUUUCAGGAUUAAUGCAUGAGCUGUUCGUUUACCAAUUGUCACGUGAGGAUCCCACGUGGGAGAUGACGUCAUUCUUCGUUAUCCAUGGAAUCUGCGUUGUGGUGGAGAUGAUUAUCAAGAGCAAUCUGGCUGGUGGUCGUUGGCGUUUGCCGAAGUUCCUAGCGACGCUGUUGACCGUGGGGUUUGUGGUGGUCACCGGUUUAUGGCUGUUCUUUCCGCCGUUGAUCAGAACUAAGGUAGACGUGAAAGUCCUUAUGGAGCACGCCUCCUUUGUAGAUUUCAUAAAGACAACUUUCUAUUCAAUGACUCAAAAAUCACAAAUUCAUGUAUGA
Molecule: messenger RNA, 1203 nt
Organism: Lactuca saligna
Lineage: Eukaryota; Viridiplantae; Streptophyta; Magnoliopsida; Asterales; Asteraceae
Source: the annotation of a GenBank genome assembly